Molecule: messenger RNA, 803 nt
Organism: Cyprinus carpio (common carp)
Lineage: Eukaryota; Metazoa; Chordata; Actinopteri; Cypriniformes; Cyprinidae
Product: ubiquitin-like protein 4A
Biological process (GO): post-translational protein targeting to endoplasmic reticulum membrane
Molecular function (GO): protein binding
Source: RefSeq, a predicted model, not a curated record
UGGUCAUCGGUCUGGGUGAGGCGCAACAUUCCCCGCGCAUGCGCAGAUCCGGUGUAAUCUACGUCAUGUCCGUGGGAAACGUCGGCUGGUAGUUCACGAAUGUUCAGCGAGAUAAUUAUAUCUUCUUUCUUUAGUAUUUAAUUUGAUAAAUGUGAAGAUGAUUCUCACAGUAAAGCCGCUUCAAGGAAAAGAGUGUAAUGUUCAGGUGACAGAAAAUGAAAAGGUGUCAACAGUAAAAGAGCUGGUAUCCGAGCGUUUAAACAUCCCUCCCAGUCAGCAGAGACUGCUGUAUAAAGGAAAGGCACUUGCAGAUGAACACCGGUUGAGUGAUUACUCCAUCGGCCCGGAGGCCAAGCUGAAUCUGGUGGUGCGUCCGGCGUGCGAGCGGAGCGGGAACAGCAGCAGUAGUCCUGAUAAAGCAGGCAGUGGUGUGUGGCAGUUAUUGUCAACUGUCCUGGCCAAACACUUCAGCCCAGCCGACGCAGCAAAAGUGCAGGAGCAGCUUAUUAAGGAUUAUGAACGCUCGCUCAGACAGCUGAGUCUGGAUGACAUCGAGCGUCUGGCCAGCCGUCUGCUGCAUCCAGAGAUAGAGGGCAUGGACACCUCCUACAUGGACUGAAGCACACUAGACUGAUGGAAACCCUCCAGCCGCCGUCAGGGAGCGGGACGUACUUCAUAUGGACUUUUAGGGGCCUCUCUGAUCUUCAAGUUGCUUUCCCAUCAGAGGAAACCAGUGGUGCUUUUAGUGCAACUUUGUAAAUAUUGUAUGCAUAUUAUUAAAUUACAAUAAAAAGUGGUCUUUA